This is a messenger RNA of Struthio camelus australis, 1360 nucleotides long. It is a transcript of the gene LYPD6, whose product is annotated as LY6/PLAUR domain containing 6. Lineage: Eukaryota; Metazoa; Chordata; Aves; Struthioniformes; Struthionidae. Gene Ontology annotation, molecular function: acetylcholine receptor inhibitor activity. The record is from RefSeq and is a predicted model, not a curated record. Gene Ontology annotation, biological process: positive regulation of canonical Wnt signaling pathway.
AGGGGUUCGGUUUGCUGUCAUACUCAGAAAAUUCUUCCGGGAAACCUUGAAAUUAAAUACUGGGAUGUACUUAGGAUGAGUAUCUAAAAUAUCUUCCGUGGUCAUGUAUUUCCAAGUGAAUUUUUCUUCCGCAUCUGGAAGUAACUUGGUCCCGGGGAAGCCGCAUGAGUGAGACCUCUCUUGGCAAUGGACUCCCAGCCUACGCUGGCCUGGGUCCUGCUACUCGGCCUCGUUGCUGACUGCCUGAAAGCUGUUCAGCCCAGAGACUUCACAGUGAAAGACAUCAUCUAUCUUCAUCCUUCAACCACACCAUAUCCUCAUGGAUUUAAAUGUUUUACCUGUGAAAAGGCAGCAGAUAAUUAUGAAUGCAACCGAUGGGCUCCGGAUGUCUAUUGUCCAAGAGGUACACGAUACUGCUUUAGCCAACACAUAAUGAAAGUUACUGGAGAAAGUGUAUCCGUCACCAAACGUUGUGUACCAUUAGAGGACUGUCUGUCUACUGGAUGCACAUAUGUAAAACAUGAAGAAUACAAGAUCUGUACUUCCUGCUGUGAAGGAAGCAUCUGCAAUUUGCCACUGCCAAGAAAUACAACAGAUGCGGUAUUUACAACACUGUCCCCCAUAAACAAAACAAAAAGACUUUCACAACAUGUAAUACUAAAAACAGUGUGUCUCUUGUUGGUAUUUAUGUCAUAGCACUGGGUUAUGCUGCCACAUGUGUAGAGUCAAGAAAGCUUAACUGGAGGAAAACGUUUGCAUGAACGUUCAACCUUCUCCUACAUUCUCAGGACUUGCUUACGUUUCGGAAGCGCCUUUGAAAAACUGAUUUUUCUCUUUUUGUUACUUAUAACCUAGUGACUCUGGUAUGUAGAUGUAUCUGAAGGGAUUAAAAACCCAAGUUUCCUCACUGUUUUCUGCAGCAAAUCAUGCAAAAUGUUCUCACCACCUGUGGCUUAGACCAAUGCAUACACUUUUCUUAAUGUCUGUCUUUUCUCCAUGGAAAAAGUUUUAUUUAAAAGUACUUUAUCCCUGCCACGUCCUUUUAUCAUCUGUUCACGUGACACUUCCUUGUUGCAAUAAUUUGUCACAGCAAUAACUCUGGUGUCUUGUUAACCUGGUUUGACAUACAGUAAAUAACACAGACAUUAUGCUUUUGUAGUCUCCCAAAUCUCUCCCUUAUCUCUCAGAAAAAACAGGGAUUUAUAGCAACGUAGAAGUAUGCUGCAAGGAGAGGCAAGUUCACAAGGAGCUACUGGCACGAACAGCUCGAAUCAGGCCGUGGUUGCACACAGAGGCUUUCCCUGAGGUAGGGCAUGAACAGCAGGAGCAAUCUCUUUCUCUCUCUCCCCCCCCCCCAUAG